GACGCCUUGGCUGGUUCGCGACGCAGCCCCCUGGCCGUGGAUGCUCGCUCGGGCUCGAGAUCCGCACAGGUAGCGGCCGCGGACCCUGGUCCCUCGCCCAGGCCCUCCAUAGUCCCCCAACGACGGAGUCCGGGCCGGGGGCGGCGGCGCCCGGGGGCCAUGCGGGUAAGCCGCGGCGGCGGCUGCAGCGGCCUGAGCUCCUGAUCGCCGAGGACCCCAGCGGAUCUCACCCACCUCCCCAGCCCCCGCCCCCCGCCCUGGCCGCGGGGGCGGCGCGCUUGGUCCACGAGUCCCGGGCCCCGCAGGGCCCGGCCCGGAGUCGGCAUGAAUCGCUGCUGGGCGCUCUUUCUGUCUCUCUGCUGCUACCUGCGUCUGGUCAGCGCCGAGGGGGACCCCAUUCCGGAGGAGCUCUAUGAAAUGCUAAGUGACCACUCCAUACGCUCCUUUGAUGACCUCCAGCGUCUGCUGCAUGGAGACUCCGGAGAUGAAGAUGGGGCCGAGUUGGACUUGAAUUUGACCCGAUCCCAUGCUGGAGUCGAGCUGGAGAACCUAUCCCGUGGGAGAAGGAGUCUGGGAACCGUCACUGUUGCCGAACCAGCCAUGAUCGCUGAGUGCAAGACACGGACGGAGGUGUUUGAGAUCUCCCGGCACCUCAUCGACCGCUCCAAUGCCAACUUCCUAGUGUGGCCGCCCUGCGUGGAGGUGCAGCGUUGCUCGGGUUGCUGCAACAACCGCAAAGUGCAGUGCCGUCCCACCCAAGUACAGCUGCGGCACGUCCAGGUGAGAAAGAUUGAGAUCGUGCGGAAGAAGCCGACCUUCAAGAAGGUCACAGUGACCCUGGAAGACCACCUGGCGUGCAAGUGUGAGACCGUGGUGAUGACUGUGGCCAAGCCCAUCACCCGGAACCCAGGGAGUUCCCAGGAGCCGCAGCGAGCCAGGACACCCCAAACUCGGACGAUCAUCCGGACAGUGAGAGUCCGCCGGCCCCCCAAGGGGAAGCACCGGAAGUUUAAGCACACACAUGACAAGACGGCACUGAAGGAGACCCUUGGAGCUUAGGGCCAUCUGCAGGAGAGUGCGGGCAGGGUUAUUUAAUAUGGUAUUUGCUGUAUUGCCCCCAUGGGGUCCUUGGAGUGAUAAUAUUGUUCCCCUCGUCCGU
Chrysochloris asiatica (Cape golden mole) is the source of this 1159-nucleotide messenger RNA. It is a transcript of the gene PDGFB, whose product is annotated as platelet-derived growth factor beta polypeptide. Gene Ontology annotation, cellular component: membrane. Lineage: Eukaryota; Metazoa; Chordata; Mammalia; Afrosoricida; Chrysochloridae. Gene Ontology annotation, biological process: positive regulation of MAP kinase activity; positive regulation of ERK1 and ERK2 cascade; positive regulation of protein autophosphorylation. The transcript is spliced from 7 exons. Bases 325 to 1059 code for a protein of 244 amino acids. The record is from RefSeq and is a predicted model, not a curated record. Gene Ontology annotation, molecular function: growth factor activity; platelet-derived growth factor receptor binding.